AUGCGUCUAUUGGACUUGAUGAAGAAGUGCGAGAAAAUUGAUGCUGCCCCAGUGGUGGUGCCCAGUGAUGGCAACUGCUUGAUCUGGUCAUUGCUAGUUUUGCAUGAUCAAAACAUUCAACGUGAGUGGACCUCUUUGGAGUCGAUCAACUUGCAGGUGCAAUUGCGGCAGACACUUCGGAAGUUGUGGUUGAACAAAAGAGGUGAUGAUGCUUGGCAAGAAGUCUUCAAAUUUGCAGUGGAGAGAUUUUUCGAAGAGACUACUGCCACACCUCCCCAGAAAGCUAAGAAAGAGCUUGGUUCUGAACACCCAUCUCCUUUCUCUGCAAAGAAAGAUGGGAACGGCAAGAGAAAAGUCCGCCGAGUGGAUGCUGCCAGACCAGUCGAUUCCAUGGUGCUGAAAGACUUUUCUGACACCAAGCUCAAAGCGCCACCUAACAAGGCUGAAUCUGCAUUGGAGCCUCCGAUCCCAGAUCUAGCAGAAUCUUUGGUGGAAGGGCCGUUUCAUGACAAUAUGAUGCUUGUUCCACAUCCAGUUGAGGAUGAUGAUUCAGAGAUGGAAGCAGAGCUAGACCACAGGCGUAGGAAAAGAAAGCAUCGUCGGACUUGCAAGAAGAGAGUGCAAAGCCAGCGGGAGAUGCAAGACAAAAUGGUUGGGCAGUGGCUUGCAGAGCAUGGCUUGGCCUAUGCAUCUUGGCUAAAAGCCCAUCGCCUUGGUAGCACCUACAGAAAGAUCGGACAAUGCUAUGGAGGAGGUUGGAUGAAUAUGAAGCUGUUACUGGCGCAGAAAAAAGACAUUACAUGCCCAGUCUGCUUGUCCACACUCACUGCCAAUGGCAUCGAUGUGUCGAAAGUGCCUGACCUAUCUGAUGAGCCAGCGCAGACCUUGGAAGCUGAUGCCAUGGACAUUGACAAAGAUGAUGCGCAGGAGCCUCCCUUGGCAGAGAAUCCGAGGCCUAAGAGGAAGAGACGGGAUACUUCCAAAGAAGGUAGGGAGAAGGAACUUCAAGACUGUUUGGCAUUGAUUGCUUCUUAUGGGCCACACAUCGUUCUGGAAGGUGAAAACAUGCAGAGGUUGCGCUACAGAUGCACAUUAUGCAAAACCAAGACCCAGCCAGAAGGAAAGGUGAAUAUUUUGGGGGAGCCCAAUGUGGCUGGCUUCCGGCAUUUCUUGAAUGUACAUGUGGACUCCAAGACGCAUCAGCAGCACCUA
Molecule: messenger RNA, 1212 nt
Organism: Durusdinium trenchii
Lineage: Eukaryota; Dinophyceae; Suessiales; Symbiodiniaceae
Source: the annotation of a GenBank genome assembly